Hymenoscyphus albidus is the source of this 1759-nucleotide messenger RNA. The record is from the annotation of a GenBank genome assembly. NCBI's taxonomy places the organism in Eukaryota, Fungi, Ascomycota, Leotiomycetes, Helotiales, Helotiaceae.
UGUGUUCAUAUGGGCAGUGUAAAGUAUAUCUCUUCUCUUCUGCUGUCCAAUCCAUUCCUUCCUCUUUAUAUCCUCCAAAUAAUUAGCCCGCUUUUUGGCCCAGGAAAAGGUACAAGCUUCCAAGGUUCCAGUUGUCUCUUUCAUCGGGCGAUUACAUAAGUGCACAAUAGACGAAGCUACGUAUUGUUCCAGAAGCAUUUUUAAGCCGCCGCCGCCCCGCCACGAGUUUCCCUGGACGGAAACUAACAACGCAGCGCCCAACUCAUCACGGCAAUCCAUCAUCCAUCAACCUGGCGAGAAUCUUACAGAUCAAAUACUGAAGCAACUCCAACUUGCCACUUGCACGCUGGAGAGGGAUUUACCAGUACCCUAGCAUCCCGUCAGCAGCAAGUUCGACCUUCCCGAGGCAAGCAAAUGCCCAGGAUUCGGCGUCCGUGUAAGAGCAACCUUCAGUAGCUUUGGUGAAGCGUGUCCAAUUGAAAACCAUCUGAACUCUCUCAGCCAGCAAAUUUUCAGCACACCUUUUUUCCAAUAUAGAAGAAAAGAGAACCUCAAGAAUGCCGUCCACGCGCAGGAUCAAAGUCUUCGGCCUCCUGGUCUUCAUCUCCGUCAUCGCCGUCUUAUUCUACAAGGAUUCGCUGCGACAAGAGCGACCCCGGGAUUUACGAACCGCUGGCGAUUUCUACUCCAAGACGGUUAAUGCGCUACAGAAGGAUCUGAAGAAGGGGGCUGCGGAGGAUGAUACAGAGGUCAAGGCGAGAUUACAAAGAUUACAAGACGCAGCGAAGCAGGCGAAAGAAAGGGCCAAUUCGAAAUCCCCCAAACCAGAUUCGCCUUCCGCGAUUGAGGGCGUAGGAAGUGCGGCAGAUGGGACGAGGGAACGGGGUUUUGCUGGUCGCAAGAAGAUGACUGCUAGAGAAGCGCAGGCGCCAUUGAAGGAGGAGACGAAGGAGGAACAUGAGGUGGAGGUGGAACUUAAUAGCAUACUUAAAAAAUCCCCUAGUGAGUUUCCAUGCGCUGAGGUUAGAGCUAAAGAUGGAUUUUGGACCGGAUCGCUAAUUCGUGUCCGUCUCACAGUUAUCAUCUUCUCGAAAUCCUACUGUCCACAUUCGAAACAAGCGAAGGAUAUUCUGUUGGAGAAAUACCUGUUUGAUCCCGCGCCCUUCGUCGUCGAGUUGGAUAAACACGAGUUAGGCGCACAGCUACAAGCUAAGCUCGCCGAGCUCACGAAGCGAAAGACCGUUCCCAACGUUCUGGUUAAUGGCAUCAGCAUAGGCGGUGGCGACGACAUGGUCGAGAUGGACGAAAAAGGAACCCUGAUCGAGCAGAUCAAGAAGUUUGGACAGAAAAAGAUCCUUGAGGCGCAGAAGCGAACAGAGGAGAAGAAGGAGGACGAGAAGAGAAAGAGUGUCAAGAAAGAGAAAUCCGGGUCGCAAGCACCGAUUCAUGGAUUGAGAUGAGGUUUCUGUGUUGCGAAACUCUGAUGUCUGUAGGAUUUGGUGGGUAAUGCGGUUGGGAUAUCGAUGUCGUUAUGGAUAUGGAUAGGCUUGUAGGUUUAUAGGGCGAGGCAUAUUUGGCGUUAGGGAAUCGGGAUUUGCGAAGUGGGAAUACACUGCACUGCGAAUGGCGUCUUUGUUGAGGGACUAAGACUUGGAUUAUUUCUCUUUUUGUGUGGGUAGGAUUAUGAAGCGCGGUAAUAUACUUUAUGGACCUGAAAGAAUGAAGAUCCUUACUCUUUUCGUUGGUUGAUGGGGUUUCG